Culicoides brevitarsis is the source of this 1452-nucleotide messenger RNA. It is a transcript of the gene Mo25, whose product is annotated as protein Mo25. Gene Ontology annotation, biological process: intracellular signal transduction. The transcript is spliced from 3 exons. The coding region runs from base 171 to 1187 and encodes 338 amino acids. The record is from RefSeq and is a predicted model, not a curated record. NCBI's taxonomy places the organism in Eukaryota, Metazoa, Arthropoda, Insecta, Diptera, Ceratopogonidae. Gene Ontology annotation, molecular function: protein serine/threonine kinase activator activity.
AAUACUGUGAAUUAAAAAAAGGAGAAAAGUAUACUUAAAAUAUAGUGUAAAACUUUUAAAAGAAUUAAUAAUAUUUGUGUUGUCAUUUCUUUCUUGCAAUUGAAUUUGUUUGACUCCAAUUAUUAAUUCGAUUGGAAUAUCUUUAAAAUAUCAAGAAAUAUAAUAUUUAUAUGAAUAUGCCGCUCUUUGGAAAAUCACCAAAAUCUCCAUCGGAAAUUGUUAAACAAUUAAGAGAAGCAGUCAACUGCUUAGAAAAGGGAGACAAAAAGGUUGAAAAAGCCCAAGAAGAUAUAAGUAAAAAUUUGGUCUUAAUCAAAAAUAUGUUGUACGGUACAUCGGAUGCUGAACCACAAACUGACAUAAUAGUUUCACAAUUAGCACAAGAAAUGUAUAAUAGUCAUUUGCUGCUUUUAUUGGUACAAAACUUAGCUCGUAUUGACUUUGAAGGAAAAAAAGAUGUAGCUCAAGUAUUCAAUAAUGUUUUGAGACGUCAAAUUGGAACAAGAUCACCUACUGUCGAAUAUAUUUGUACAAAACCGGAAAUAUUAUUUACUCUUAUGGCUGGAUAUGAACAUCAGGAAAUUGCCUUAAAUUGCGGAACGAUGCUACGUGAGUGUGCUCGAUAUGAGGCUCUCGCAAAAAUUAUGUUACACUCCGAGGAGUUUUAUAACUUCUUUCGUUAUGUCGAAGUAUCCACUUUUGAUAUUGCAUCAGAUGCAUUCUCAACUUUUAAAGAACUAUUGACGCGUCAUAAAUUGCUUUGUGCCGAAUUCUUAGAGCAUAAUUAUGAUAGAGUAUUUUCAAACUAUCAACAUCUCUUGGACUCCGAAAAUUACGUUACAAGGCGUCAAAGUCUCAAACUCUUGGGUGAACUUUUAUUAGAUCGACACAAUUUUACCGUGAUGACAAAAUAUAUAUCAAAUCCUGAUAAUCUAAAAUUGAUGAUGAACAUGCUUAAAGAAAAGUCACGCAAUAUUCAGUUUGAAGCCUUUCAUGUGUUUAAAGUUUUUGUGGCAAAUCCUAAUAAGCCUCGUCCAAUUUUGGACAUACUGCUAAGGAAUCAGGAUAAGUUAGUUGACUUCCUAACUAAAUUUCACACAGAUAGAUCUGAAGACGAACAGUUUAAUGACGAGAAGGCAUAUUUAAUUAAACAAAUUAAAGAGCUAAAACCACCAGCAGAACAAUAGUAUAGUUAUUCACCACAGAUUUAUGGUCAUAGUACAAUAACAUCAGAACAACAUUUAGGUGUUUUGCCAAUAAAUAUGGAAGAGCAAUAAAAUGACCUAUUAUGAUUGUAAAAUAUAUACUUCCAUGUGGCCGAAAUGUUUUGAUAUUAUUGUGGUGAAAUUAAGUUCUACUUUGUGAGUGUAGGCUCAAAUAUAUGGUCUAAAAGCAUAUAAAAAAUUAGUAAAUAAAGGAAAUAAAUUUAAAAAAAAACGUUUUCUUGCUUUU